Molecule: messenger RNA, 6849 nt
Organism: Cyphellophora europaea CBS 101466
Lineage: Eukaryota; Fungi; Ascomycota; Eurotiomycetes; Chaetothyriales; Cyphellophoraceae
Exons: 4
Coding region: 1-6849 (2282 amino acids)
Biological process (GO): fatty acid biosynthetic process
Molecular function (GO): acetyl-CoA carboxylase activity; metal ion binding; ATP binding
Source: RefSeq, a predicted model, not a curated record
AUGGCUCCGCCUGCUGUCAACGGCGUCAAUGGCGCCAAUGGCACCAAAUCCUCCUGGCAAGCCCGCCACGAUCUCUCGACCAGCAAUCCCCAUUUCAUUGGCGGCAAUCGCCUCGAGAAAGCCCGUCCGAGCAAGGUCAAGGAUUUCGUUCAAAAUUCAGACGGUCAUUCCGUCAUCACGUCCGUUCUAAUUGCCAAUAACGGUAUUGCGGCCGUCAAAGAGAUUCGCUCCGUGCGAAAAUGGGCCUACGAGACGUUCGGCGACGAGAGGGCUAUCCAGUUCACUGUGAUGGCCACUCCGGAAGAUUUGGCUGCGAACGCCGAUUACAUCAGAAUGGCCGAUCAAUAUGUUGAGGUCCCUGGUGGCACAAACAACAACAACUACGCCAAUGUCGAGUUAAUCGUCGAUAUUGCUGAGCGUAUGGACGUACACGCCGUAUGGGCUGGCUGGGGUCACGCCUCCGAGAACCCCAAACUCCCCGAGUCCCUCGCUGCAUCUCCCAAAAAGAUCAUCUUCAUUGGUCCUCCCGGCUCUGCGAUGCGUUCGCUGGGUGACAAGAUUUCCUCCACAAUCGUUGCGCAGCAUGCGCGCGUACCCUGUAUUCCAUGGUCUGGCGAAGGCGUGGAUGCGGUCGAGGUUGACAAGGAGGGAAUUGUGACUGUCUCCGAGGAGACAUACGAACAGGGCUGCGUCCACUCGCCAGAGGAGGGUCUUGAGGCCGCAAGGAAAAUCGGCUUUCCUGUCAUGGUCAAGGCUUCUGAAGGUGGUGGCGGCAAGGGUAUCCGAAAAGUCGAAGACGAGACGGAUUUCAUCUCCCUCUAUAAUGCGGCUGCGAGCGAAAUUCCAGGUUCGCCAAUCUUCAUCAUGAAGCUUGCCGGCAACGCCAGACAUUUGGAGGUGCAGCUGCUUGCUGAUCAAUACGGCAACAACAUCUCGCUCUUCGGCAGAGACUGCUCCGUCCAACGGAGACAUCAAAAGAUCAUCGAAGAGGCGCCCGUCACGAUCGCAAAGCCAGAGACUUUCCGUGAGAUGGAAGCUGCUGCUGUCCGUCUUGGUCAGUUGGUCGGUUACGUUUCGGCUGGUACAGUCGAAUACCUCUACUCGCAUUCCGACGACAAAUUCUACUUCCUCGAGUUGAACCCCCGUCUUCAGGUCGAGCAUCCUACUACCGAGAUGGUGAGCGGUGUCAACCUGCCAGCUGCGCAACUCCAAGUCGCUAUGGGUAUCCCUCUUCACCGCAUCCGUGACAUUCGCUUGUUGUACGGCGUGGACCCCCAUACGACCACCGAAGUCGACUUCCACUUCGAAAAGGAGGAGAGCUUCAAGACACAGAGACGCCCUCAGCCCAAGGGCCACACCACCGCUUGCCGUAUCACAUCUGAAGAUCCCGGUGAGGGCUUCAAGCCAUCCAGCGGUACUAUGCACGACCUGAAUUUCAGGUCGAGCUCUAAUGUCUGGGGUUAUUUCUCCGUGUCUUCAGCUUCCAGCAUUCACAGCUUCUCCGACUCCCAGUUUGGUCACAUUUUCGCCUACGGAGAAAACCGUGCUGCUUCCCGCAAGCACAUGGUCGUGGCGCUGAAGGAGCUGAACAUCAGAGGUGACUUCAGAACGACGGUCGAGUACCUUAUCAAGCUGCUCGAAACUCCUGCUUUCGAAGACAACACCAUUACUACCGCGUGGCUGGACCAGCUGAUCACCAACAAGCUUACUGCUGAGCGUCCAGAUCCGAUGCUGGCUGUCUUGGCAGGUGCUGUAACCAAAGCGCACCUUGCCAGCGAGGCCUGCAUCGCCGAAUACCGUAAAGGUCUGGAGAAGGGCCAGGUUCCGUCCAAAGAUGUGCUCAAGACCGUCUUCCCUGUCGACUUUAUCUACGAGGGACAUCGCUACAAAUUCACCGCAACUCGGUCCAGCCUUGACAGCUACCAUAUGUUUAUCAACGGCUCGAAAUGCUCGGUUGGCGUUCGCGCUCUCGCCGACGGUGGUCUUCUGAUGCUUUUGGCCGGGCGAUCUCAUUCCGUGUACUGGAAGGAGGAAGCCACUGCCAUCCGAAUCAGCGUGGAUAGCAAGACCUGCCUGCUUGAGCAAGAGAAUGACCCAACCCAGCUUCGCACACCUUCUCCCGGCAAGCUCGUUAAAUUCACGGUCGAGAAUGGUGAUCACGUCAAGGCUGGUCAACCAUUCGCAGAAGUCGAGGUCAUGAAAAUGUACAUGCCUUUGAUUGCUCAAGAAGAUGGUAUUGUCCAGUUCAUCAAGCAGCCAGGAGCCACUCUCGAGGCUGGCGACAUUCUUGGCAUCCUUGCUCUGGACGACCCAAGCCGUGUCAAGACUGCUCAGAACUUCAGUGGUCAGCUCCCAGAUCUCGGACCGCCCCAGAUUGUGGGCAACAAGCCUCCUCAGCGCUUCGCACUUCUGCAGAGUGUGCUCCAGAACAUUCUAUUGGGCUUCGACAAUCAGGUACUGAUGGCCUCGACUCUUAAGGAGCUCGUCAAGGUCCUGCGUGAUCCUGAGCUACCUUACGGUGAGUGGCAGGCUCAAUCGUCUGCGCUCCACUCCCGUACUCCACAGAAGCUGGAUGCACUUAUUGGGCAAAUCGUCGACCGGGCACACUCGCGCAAGGCCGAAUUCCCCGCCAAGCAGUUGCUCAAGACGAUUAACAAGUUCUGCGACGACAACAUGUCUCGAGCCGACGCUACCGCUCUGAAGUCCACUAUCGAGCCCUUGCUCACGAUCUGCCAAAAGUACGGCGAUGGCCUCAAAGCGCAUGAGUACUCGGUCUUUACCGGCCUUCUAGACCAGUACUGGCAGGUUGAGAAGCUUUUCUCCUCUGGCAGUCUCCGAGACGAGGAUGUUAUUCUCAAGCUCCGUGAGGAGCAUAAAGAUGACCCCCUUGCCGUUGUCCACACUGUCCUGUCUCAUACCAGAGUCCAGGCGAAGAACAACCUGAUCAUUGCCAUUCUCGACCUCUACCGACCCAACCAGCCGGGAGUCGGCAAUGUCGGCAAGUACUUCAAGCCAUCUCUAAAGAGACUGACUGAGCUGGAGUCCCGCGCUACUGCCAGAGUCACCAUCAAGGCUCGUGAGGCUUUGAUCCAGGCCGCUCUGCCCUCUCUCGAAGAGCGCGCUUCGCAGAUGGAGCACAUUCUGAAAUCUUCUGUCGUCGAUUCAAAGUAUGGCGAGACUGGUUGGGAGCAUCGUGAUCCUGACCUGGAUGUGCUCAAAGAAGUCGUUGAUUCACCCUACACCGUCUUCGACGUUCUGCCGUUGUUCUUCGGUCACUCGGAACCUUGGGUUGCCUUGGCCGCUCUCGAGACCUAUAUCCGCCGUGCGUACCGCGCGUACACGGUCAAGGAGGUCACUCAUCAUAACGAGGGUGAGACGCCUUAUUUCUUCUCGUGGGACUUCGUUCUGCGGAAGGUUGGCCAGUCCGAAUUCGGUCUGCCACUGGCAUCGUCCUAUCCCUCUGCGCCUUCGACCCCUUCGCAACGGGAUGAUCCAUUCAAGCGUAUCACUUCCGUGAGCGAUCUGUCCUAUCUCAACAAGAUGCAUGGCGAUGAGGAGCCUACUCGGAAAGGUGUUAUUGUACCUUGUCUGUACAUUGAUGAGGCUGAUGAGGCCAUUGGCCGUGCUGUCGAGGUCUUCCCGAAGACCGGGAAACGCAAGUCAAGUCAAAACGGCCUCAUGCCGUCGCUGGAGGGUGCUCGCAAGCCCCAGAAGCCCGAGAACGAGGACGACCUUACCGGUGUUCUCAAUGUUGCCAUCAGGGACAUCGAAGGUAUGGGAGAUGAUGAGGUCUUGGCCAAAUGCCAAGAGCUGAUCCAGGACAACCGGUCUGACUUCCUUGCCCGUAACAUUCGCCGCAUCACCUUCAUCUGCGGACAUGGAGACGGUACCUACCCUGGCUACUUUACCUUCCGCGGCCCUACCUACGAAGAGGAUGAGACAAUCCGUCACAACGAGCCUGCCCUUGCCUUCCAGCUCGAGCUUGGACGUCUGUCUAAGUUCAAGAUCAAGCCCGUCUUCACAGAGAACCGCAACAUCCAUGUGUACGAGGCCACAGGCAAGACGAAUGGUGAGAGCGACCGCGCUGUUGACAAACGAUACUUUACUCGCGCCGUUGUGCGCCCAGGCCGCUUGAAGGAUGAGGUUCCGACGGCCGAUCACCUCAUCUCCGAGACCGAUCGUCUGGUGAACGACAUCUGCGACGCUCUUGAGAUUGUCGGCAACAACAACUCGGAUCUCAACCACAUCUUCAUCAACUUCACUCCAGUCUUCCCACUGGUGCCGCGAGAUGUCGAAGAGGCUCUCGCCGGCUUCUUGGAACGCUUCGGCCGCAGACUCUGGCGUCUGCGCGUCACUCAAGCCGAAAUCCGUAUCUUGUGCACUGAUCCUGAUUCCAGCCUGCCAUAUCCGCUGCGUGUUAUCAUCACCAAUACCUCGGGUUAUGUCGUGGACGUUGAGACGUACGUCGAGAAGAAGUCACGUAGCGGUGAAUGGGUCUUCGAAAGCAUCGGUGGCACUAAGAAGGUUGGAUCCAUGCACCUCCUUCCUGUGUCUACUCCCUAUUCAACAAAAGAAUGGCUCCAACCCAAGCGUUACAAGGCUCAUCUCAUGGGCACGCAAUAUGUCUACGACUUCCCCGAGCUCUUCCGUCAAGCCAUUGCCAACAGCUGGGCCAAGGCUAUUGCCGCAACCCCAUCGCUGGCCGAGUCUCGUCCAGAGGUUGGCCAGUGCAUCGAAUAUCAGGAGCUCGUCCUUGACAGCGACAGUGAUGGACUCAUCGAGGUUGCUCGUGCUCCGGGCAUGAACAGCUGCGGUAUGGUCGGCUGGAUCAUCACAGCCAAAACUCCUGAAUAUCCUCGUGGCCGCCGCAUCAUCAUCGUUGCCAACGACAUCACCUAUCAGAUUGGUAGUUUCGGUCCUCAAGAAGACCGAUUCUUCAACAAGUGCACUGAGCUUGCUCGCAAGCUCGGCAUCCCGCGCAUCUAUCUGUCCGCCAACUCGGGUGCUCGCAUCGGCAUGGCUGACGAGCUCAUUCCCCACUUCUCUGUUGCCUGGAACAGCCCUGAUAACCAGGCCUCUGGGUUCAAAUACCUCUAUCUCACCCCUGAGAAGAGAGAGUCUAUCAGCUCCAAGGAUGUCAUCACUGAGGAAAUCACUGAUGAGGGCGAGACCCGCCAUCGUAUCACUACUGUUGUGGGUGCCAAGGAUGGUCUCGGCGUCGAAUGUCUGCGCGGCUCUGGAUUGAUCGCUGGUGCCACCUCGAGAGCCUACGAGGAUAUCUUCACACUGACUUUGGUCACCUGCCGAUCCGUCGGUAUCGGUGCUUACCUCGUCCGCCUUGGCCAGCGUGCCAUUCAGAUUGAAGGUCAACCCAUCAUUCUGACUGGUGCUCCAGCUAUCAACAAGCUUCUGGGCCGUGAAGUCUACACUUCCAACUUGCAGCUCGGUGGCACUCAAAUUAUGUACAAGAACGGUGUGUCUCACAUGACUGCCAGCGAUGACUUCCAGGGUGUCGAGAAGAUUGUCGACUGGCUGUCGUUCAUUCCCGACAAGAAGGGCCAGCCAGUGCCCAUCAGCCCGGCGCAAGACCCUUGGGACCGCGACAUCACCUAUUUCCCUCCGAGUAAGACGUACGACGUUCGUCAUCUAAUCGGCGGGCAGCAGACUGACGAGGGUUUCCUCACUGGUCUGUUCGACAAGGACUCGUUCCAAGAAACCCUAGGUGGCUGGGCCAAGACCGUCGUCGCCGGUCGUGCCCGCCUCGGAGGCAUUCCUAUGGGUGUCAUCGCCGUUGAAACUCGCUCUGUCGAGAACAUCACACCUGCCGAUGCUGCUAAUCCCGAUUCGAUCGAACAGAUCACUCAGGAAGCUGGUGGUGUCUGGUAUCCCAAUUCUGCUUUCAAGACUGCGCAGGCACUCAAGGACUUCAACUUCGGUGAGCAAUUGCCCGUUAUGAUCCUUGCCAACUGGCGUGGUUUCUCGGGCGGUCAGCGCGACAUGUACAACGAGGUUCUCAAGUAUGGUUCGUACAUCGUGGAUGCUCUUGUCAAGUAUGAGCAGCCUGUCUUUGUGUACAUCCCACCGUUCGGUGAGCUGCGCGGUGGUUCAUGGGUCGUCGUCGAUCCUACCAUCAACCCCGAGCAGAUGGAGAUGUACGCCGAUGAGGAGUCGCGCGGUGGUGUUCUCGAGCCGGAGGGUAUCGUUGGCAUCAAGUACCGCAAGGAGAAGCAACUCGAGACGAUGGCUCGUCUUGAUGGCGAGUAUGCCUCGCUUCGCCAACAGUUGGCCGCGAAGAGCAUCAGCUCCGAGCAGCAAGCUGAAAUCAAGACCAAGAUGAACGAGCGUGAGAAGCUCCUUGGUCCUGUCUACCAGCAGAUUGCGCUUCAGUUCGCUGACCUUCACGACCGCGCCGGUCGUAUGGAGGCUAAGGGUACAAUUCGCAUGCCUCUGAAAUGGGCCAAUGCUCGGCGCUUCUUCUACUGGCGCCUACGUCGCAGGUUGUCUGAGGAGGUGCUUCUCAAACGCCUUGUCAGCUCCGCGAAUGCUGGCGUGCCCACGUCAUCGGGCAUGGUGCAACGCACGCAUCACCUUGACAUGCUGCGCACAUGGUCAGGUCUCCUGGACAAGGAGUUCGAGAAAGAUGACAGGAAGGUUGCUGAAUGGUACGAGAGUCACCGCAAGGAUGUCUAUGCCAAGAUCGACGCAGUGAAAUCGGAAGCCAUCAGCAAGAAGGUGGCAGACUUGCUCAUCAGCAACAAGGAAGGUGGCCUUCGGGGAGUGCGAGAGGUGCUCAGCCUUGUACCGACGAGCGAGCGGGAGGGUCUGAUCAAAUACUUGCUUGGAAACUGA